Messenger RNA from Colossoma macropomum (tambaqui), 2786 nucleotides. Its product is annotated as speckle type BTB/POZ protein. The record is from RefSeq and is a predicted model, not a curated record. Gene Ontology annotation, cellular component: nucleus; cytoplasm. Gene Ontology annotation, biological process: proteasome-mediated ubiquitin-dependent protein catabolic process; regulation of proteolysis. Gene Ontology annotation, molecular function: ubiquitin protein ligase binding. NCBI's taxonomy places the organism in Eukaryota, Metazoa, Chordata, Actinopteri, Characiformes, Serrasalmidae. The transcript is spliced from 11 exons. The coding region runs from base 497 to 1621 and encodes 374 amino acids.
CCGAUUUUUGUCGUCACACGCUUAACCCGGACGUGAAGCAGCGCGACAGAAAAAUAUCCGAUACGGUCGAAGAAAAGCCUCAAAAAGUUUCCUGACUGGACAGACAAAGCUUCACACUGUUCUGAGACAUAUGCAGAGACAGACACACCUCAGCCAAUGGGGAGCGAGACAUUGUGAUAGAGAGAGUGAAAAAGAAACACCUGGCUCGGCAAUGGCGACUCCUGCUUCACCGGAUGUUUAAUGGACUUUAAUCUCAAACAGGUUCUGCUGUUGUUGUGACGUUCUUCGUGUUCUCCCUCCGUGUUCUCUCCGAGUUUUCUGGAUGACUUUGAACCUCAGCGCAUGCGCAGAUCCUAGCGGCGGCUGUGCUAUCUCUGCGUAAAGUUUUUGCGAGAGUGUGAGAAGUGCUACUCUGAGAGAGAGUGUGUGUGUGUGGGGGGGCGUCGUCUGCUGGCAGUUGUAGUGCCCUCUUCUCUCCACACGCUCAAAGCUGGCGAUGUCCAGGGUCCCGAGUCCGCCCCCUCCCGCUGAGAUGACCAGCGGCCCAGUGGCCGAAAGCUGGUGUUACACACAGAUCAAAGUGGUGAAGUUUUCCUACAUGUGGACCAUCAACAACUUCAGCUUCUGUCGGGAGGAAAUGGGCGAGGUCAUUAAAAGCUCCACCUUCUCCUCGGGAGCCAAUGACAAGCUCAAAUGGUGUUUGCGAGUGAAUCCAAAAGGGCUGGAUGAGGAGAGUAAAGAUUACUUGUCUCUCUAUCUGCUCCUGGUCAGCUGUCCCAAGAGUGAAGUGCGUGCCAAGUUCAAGUUCUCCAUCCUUAAUGCCAAGGGGGAGGAGACCAAAGCCAUGGAGAGUCAGCGAGCCUACCGAUUUGUUCAGGGCAAAGACUGGGGCUUCAAGAAGUUCAUAAGGCGGGACUUUCUGCUGGACGAAGCCAAUGGGCUGCUUCCUGACGACAAACUGACCCUCUUCUGUGAGGUGAGUGUGGUGCAGGACUCGGUGAACAUCUCUGGGCAGAACACUAUGAACAUGGUGAAGGUUCCAGACUGCAGGCUGGCUGAUGAGCUGGGCGGACUGUGGGAACACUCUCGCUUCACCGACUGCUCGCUCUGCGUAGCUGGACAAGAGUUCCAGGCACACAAAGCCAUUCUGGCAGCUCGCUCGCCAGUUUUCAGUGCCAUGUUUGAGCAUGAAAUGGAGGAGAGCAAAAAGAAUCGAGUGGAGAUUAAUGAUGUGGAGCCAGAAGUGUUCAAGGAGAUGAUGUGCUUCAUCUACACUGGCAAAGCGCCCAACCUGGACAAGAUGGCAGACGAUUUACUCGCUGCUGCUGACAAGUACGCUCUGGAGCGUCUGAAGGUGAUGUGUGAAGAUGCACUGUGUACGAGCUUGUCCGUGGAGAAUGCGGCGGAGAUCCUUAUUCUGGCCGACCUGCACAGCGCUGACCAGCUCAAAACACAGGCCGUCGACUUCAUCAACUACCAUGCGUCGGAUGUGAUGGAGACAUCAGGAUGGAAAUCUAUGGUGGCGUCUCACCCUCACCUGGUGGCCGAGGCAUAUCGCUCGCUGGCCUCUGCUCAGUGCCCCUUCUUGGGUCCACCCCGCAAACGUCUCAAACAGUCAUAGUGCCCACCUCCCCUUAGCUUUCCUAACCAACCCCCACUGGACUGCCCACACGGAGGUGACAUUCUUAAAUUUAACCUUAACCUCUAAAUAUACUCCCAAGUAGGGAACCUAGCCAACCCUUGACUCUGAAGUAAGUGUCCUGUAGUGUCCCUCUUCGUCCAUAUACCAGCCAACCCUCUCCUUGACAACCCGAAUCCCCAAAGACCCCAAAAGAGAGCCAGGAGGAACCUUUUGGCUCUUACCCCCAGCAAAGAGCUCGUCCACGGUGGCAAUGUGAAAGCUGUAGCUGGGUGGGGGUUGUCCCCUCCUCAGUACCUUGCCACACUUGCCCAGCAAAGCCAGGAUAAGAUAGAUUUCUGCAAAGUUCCUGGUGACAGUGGUCUGGGGGUUGGAUGAAUGGACAGACAAAUGAGCGAGAAAAGAGAUGGAUUGAUGCUGUUUGAUGCAACUGUUUGUUUAUAUAUAUAUAUAUAUAUAUAUAUAUAUAUAUAUAUAUAUAUAUAUAUAUAUAUAUAUAUAUAUAUAAAAUACACAAAUACAGGAUGCACGCUGUAUUGACCAUGGUCUUCUUUAUCUAUGGACUCUGACCUUUUACCCACUGUCCCCCUGCGAUGGACUGUCCUUCACUGUGUGUGUCUUUCGUAUCCCUUUCUCGGUGGCAGAUGAAAGAAUUUCUGUCAAUUCCAGAUGAAAGGACUUGAGCAAAAAACAACAUUAAUUAUUGGUGGAGGACUGCAGAGCUUUUAAAUAGCAAGCUUGUCUCCUUAUGAUGACCAUCAGCAUUUUCUUCAGAUGUUCCAGUAGGUCCUGUCUCUUUUUGAUAACGUUUUUCCCCCCACUUGACUUCGCACAAGUCGAGGAUGACCCUGGAGAAAAUGACUCUUCUACAGGACUCUUUGCGCUAGUCUAUGACCUAUGACCACCUGAUUGAACGAUUCCAGAACAUAGAAGCAAACUGACUCCCUGUUUGUCUCUUUCAGAGAGCACAUGAUAGGAUGGAUUGACGGAAGAGGGUUUAAAGCAGGGGAGUGUGUAAAUAUAAGGGUUUAUUUCUUUUAAUGUUUAUUUGAGAAUUUCUCCUCCUUGUAGCACUUGUGUAUUUAAACCCAGGCUUUCUGUAUGAAAACAAAAACUCCAAAAAAAAGAAAAAGAUUCUACAAAUAAA